AUGAAGAGGUCAAAGAUUGAGGAUAUGCCCGAGCGGACGUCCACGCCGUCGGCCUCUGUGGAGCCUCAUUAUCAUCAUCAUACUUGGACCCACCAUCAUCAAUCACUCGUGGGAACCCCCGUGGCGGCAAUUGUGGGUCGAAUGCUCGACGGCGCUUCAUCCGACGGCCGCGCGGCGGCAGGCGCCGCAGCGGCGGCGGCGGCGGCGGACCCCGCCGAUGACCUGACGGCCCCAGAAGCAGCAGCAACGGCGGCCGCUACUGCGCAUGCCGAGUUCUCCAUCGCCUGGCCCCCGACCUUUCCCGUCGGCGGACAUCCCGCGGAGGUCAUCGAGCUGAGGGCGGCGCUGUCGUACCGCGGCUGUGACGCGACUGCCUCUGCGGCGGCUCGUUUCGCAGCCGCCGCCGCGGCAAGUCGCUGUUCUCGGCUGCUGGCGGUGCGCGAAGACGUGGUGGUGGGGGAUGAGAGCGUCAAGAUGGUGGCUGGGGGCGGUGGCAACACGGGUCGAGCUCGAGCCAGGCUACGUCUUCACUCGGACUCCCCUGGAGUGACGUCAUGCAUCCUGACCGGGGACCAGGGUAUUCCCACCCUGGAGUCUUUUCAGGACGCCGCCCCGCUGAUGGGUUUGCCACAAGCCGCCAGGGAGGAGGCGCAUAGGCUGCUGUGGCGCAUGAUGCACGAGGCCUUGCCGUACAACCACUCCGUACUGCCGUACGACGCAGACGCGUUCCGCUCGCCCGUGGAUCUCCUUCCGCCUAAACUGCAGGCCGCGCUCAGCUGGGCUUGGUCGCACCACUUCCGUCCCUUCGCACAUGACUUCAGCUUCCUGCUCGACUGCAUGCCGUACAGCACCUCUGCCGCCACCGCCGCCACCUGUACUGCUGGCGGCGGCGGGUACGGCGAUGAAUCCGCUGGUGCGUCUGUCUCUGAUGCCGACGACGCGGUGUCCCACUACCAGUCCGUGCUCGCGCAGAUGGUGGGGUUCCUGCGCGACAACGAGAUGUUUGCGUGUCUGGCCACACUGCUGCAAACGGCAGUGGCGAGGGGGCUGGCGCUGCUGGGUGACGACGGAAGCUGCAUGGCGGCGACGCCGCCAGUGGCGGCGGCGACGACGGCGGCGACGGCGGCGCCGCCGGCGCCACCGUCGCCGUCCGUCGUGUCGGAUGCUGGGAUUGAGCAGCAGUACGAGGCUGUUGCCGCUGAGGCGGUUGCCGGCGGCGACGACGGCGACGAGGGUACCGCUGCGCCAGAUCCUGUUCUGACGGAAGAUGCCGUCGCCGCCGCCGAAGGUGAAGCGGCGGGGUGCGCCGGACUGGCGGCGGCGGCGCUACCGCCGCUGAUGAUCUCCUCCACCGACUCGCUGCCGCCCUCGUCCUCGCCGCGAAGAGCAGCGCUACAUGUGCUACAGCUAGCGUUGGCGCUUGCGGCGGCGGCGGGUACGGCGCUGGUGACGUACGGCCGUGGUGUUGAUGGCGUGAGGUGGUCGUCGCGAAAAUUCUCGGUCCUGUUGUGGAUCAUGAUCAUGCCGUACUUCCCGGCGGCGGCGGCGAGGAUAACGGCUCGCGGAGGCGCUGCCGCCUCCGCCACCUGGCGGCAGAGAUCCUCUUAUCACCACCUCAGCGACGACAGCGCCGGCUUGUCGUACGUCCAAUGUAUCACCCGCCGUAUGUCGCGGUUGGACUCGGCAGUAACGUUUUUAAUAGCCGGCUACAGCUCGGACAGCUCGUGCUGUGCCUGCGGGAUCCUGGUGUAUUGUUUAGCGUAA
This is a messenger RNA of Volvox carteri f. nagariensis, 1764 nucleotides long. RefSeq lists its product as uncharacterized. The transcript is spliced from 6 exons. NCBI's taxonomy places the organism in Eukaryota, Viridiplantae, Chlorophyta, Chlorophyceae, Chlamydomonadales, Volvocaceae. The record is from RefSeq and is a predicted model, not a curated record. Bases 1 to 1764 code for a protein of 587 amino acids.